GGCCCCGCCCCCCGGGGCCGGGUGAGCCAAUGAGGACACAGCCCGGGCUGAUCGCGGGCAGGUGUCAUGGCGGCGUGCAGGCACUGCUGCUCCUGCCUGCGGCUCCGGCCCCUGGGCGAUGUCUCCCUGCGACUGCCGGGGCGGGAUCGAGCGCUCACACACUUGCAGGUGCGAGCGCUGUGGGGUGGCUCCGGGGCCCGAGCCGUGGCAGUGGACUUGGGCAACAGAAAAUUAGAAAUAUCCUCUGGAAAACUGGCCAGAUUUGCAGAUGGCUGUGCUGUAGUACAGUCAGGUGACACUGCAGUGAUGGUCACAGCGGUCAGUAAAACAAAACCUUCACCUUCCCAGUUCAUGCCUUUGGUGGUUGAUUACAGACAGAAGGCUGCUGCAGCAGGUAGAAUUCCCACAAACUAUCUUAGAAGAGAAAUUGGUUCUUCUGACAAAGAAAUUCUUACAAGUCGUGUCAUAGAUCGUUCGAUUAGGCCUCUCUUUCCAGCUGGUUACUUUUAUGAUACCCAGGUCCUUUGUAAUCUGUUAGCAGUAGAUGGUAUUAAUGAACCUGAUGUCCUUGCAAUUAAUGGUGCCUCUGUAGCCCUCUCCUUAUCAGAUAUUCCUUGGAAUGGACCUGUUGGGGCAGUACGAAUAGGAAUAAUUGAUGGAGAAUGUGUUGUUAACCCAACACGAAAAGAAAUGUCCUCUAGCACUUUGAAUUUAGUAGUUGCUGGAGCACCCAAAAGUCAGAUUGUCAUGUUGGAAGCCUCUGCAGAAAACAUUUUACAGCAGGACUUUUGCCAUGCUAUCAAAGUGGGAAUGAAACAUACCCAACAAAUUAUCCAGGGCAUCCAGCAGCUGGUGAGAGAAAUUGGUGUUUCCAAGAGGACACCGCAGAAGUUAUUCACCCCUUCGCCAGAGAUUGUGAAAUAUGCUCAUACACUUGCCAUGGAGAAACUGUAUGCUGUUUUUACAAACUAUGAACAUGAUAAAAUAUCCAGAGAUGAAGCUGUUAACAAGAUAAGACUAGAUACAGAGGAACAACUAAAAGAAAAAUUUCCUGAAGUUGAUCCAUAUGAAAUAAUAGAAUCCUUCAAUGUUGUCGCAAAGGAGGUUUUUAGAAGUAUUAUUUUGAAUGAAUACAAGAGAUGCGAUGGACGGGAUUUGACUUCACUUAGGAAUAUAAGCUGUGAAGUAGAUAUGUUCAAAACUCUUCAUGGGUCAGCAUUAUUUCAAAGAGGACAAACACAGGUGCUUUGUACUGUUACAUUUGAUUCAUUAGAAUCCAGCAUUAAAUCAGAUCGAAUUACAACAGCUAUAAAUGGAAUAAAAGAUAAAAACUUCAUGCUACACUAUGAGUUUCCUCCUUAUGCAACUAAUGAAAUUGGCAAAGCCACUGGAACAAAUAGAAGAGAACUUGGGCAUGGUGCUCUUGCUGAGAAAGCUUUGUAUCCUGUUAUUCCCAAAGAUUUUCCUUUCACGAUAAGGGUCACAUCUGAAGUCCUAGAGUCAAAUGGGUCAUCUUCCAUGGCAUCUGCAUGUGGUGGAAGUUUAGCAUUAAUGGAUGCAGGAGUUCCAAUUUCAUCUCCUGUGGCAGGUGUAGCAAUAGGAUUGGUCACCAAAAACAAUUCUGAGAAGGGGGACAUAGAGGAUUAUCGUUUGCUGACAGAUAUUCUGGGAAUUGAAGAUUAUAAUGGUGACAUGGAUUUCAAAAUAGCUGGCACCAGUAAGGGAAUAACGGCCUUACAGGCUGAUAUUAAAUUGCCUGGCAUACCCAUAAAAAUUGUCAUGGAGGCCAUUCAGCAAGCCUCAGUGGCAAAAAAAGAGAUAUUGCAGAUUAUGAACAAAACUCUUUCAAAACCUAGAGCAUCUAGAAAAGAAAACGGACCUAUUGUAGAAACUGUUCAAGUUCCAUUAUCAAAACGAGCAAAAUUUGUUGGACCAGGUGGAUAUCAUUUAAAAAAACUUCAGGCUGAAACAGGUGUAACUAUUAGCCAGGUGGAUGAAGAAACAUUUUCUAUAUUUGCUCCAACACCUAGUGCAAUGCAUGAAGCAAGAGACUUCAUUAUUGAGAUCUGCAAAGAUGAUCAGGAGCAACAGUUAGAAUUUGGAGCAGUUUAUACCGCCACAAUAACUGAAAUCAGAGACAGUGGAGUGAUGGUAAAACUAUAUCCAAAUAUGACUGCAGUACUACUUCAUAAUUCACAGCUUGAUCAUCGAAAGAUUAAACAUCCCUCUGCCUUGGGAUUAGAAGUUGGCCAAGAAAUUCAGGUAAAAUACUUCGGACGUGACCCAGCAGAUGGAAGAAUGAGGCUUUCUCGUAAAGUUCUCCAGUCUCCAGCUACAACUGUUGUCAAAACUCUGAAUGACAGGGGCAGUAUUGUAAUGGGAGAACCUAUUUCACAAUCAUCUAAUUCUUCCCAGUGAUUUUUUUAAAGAGAACUUUAGCAAUA
This is a messenger RNA of Ochotona princeps (American pika), 2444 nucleotides long. RefSeq names its product polyribonucleotide nucleotidyltransferase 1 (gene PNPT1). The transcript has 28 exons. The record is from RefSeq and is a predicted model, not a curated record. NCBI's taxonomy places the organism in Eukaryota, Metazoa, Chordata, Mammalia, Lagomorpha, Ochotonidae. Gene Ontology annotation, cellular component: mitochondrion; cytosol. Bases 67 to 2418 code for a protein of 783 amino acids. Gene Ontology annotation, molecular function: polyribonucleotide nucleotidyltransferase activity; RNA binding; 3'-5'-RNA exonuclease activity. Gene Ontology annotation, biological process: mitochondrial RNA 3'-end processing; mitochondrial mRNA catabolic process.